AUGGAACUGGAGAAAAGGAUCAUUCAUAGAGGAAUAGGAAGGUUUUACAUUCCAGGAUUAGGAGCUUGUGGAUAUCAAAAUGGACCAAAGGAUUACGUCGUUGGAAUCUAUGCGUCAAAGUUCAUUGAGGAUAGGGGCGGGAAUUGUGGGCAGAAAGUACGGAUCACCAACGUUGCCAAUGGAAAGACUGUUGUAGCCACGACAGUUGACGAGUGCCAGACCUGCGCUUUGGACGGAUUGGACAUCUCACCACCAGCGUUCGAGGCGAUAAAUGAUGGUCGGAUUGGAGAUGGAACGCUGGAGAUUGAUUGGAGCUUUCUGCCUAAAUAG
Messenger RNA from Tremella mesenterica DSM 1558, 330 nucleotides. RefSeq lists its product as uncharacterized. Bases 1 to 330 code for a protein of 109 amino acids. The transcript has 2 exons. The record is from RefSeq and is a predicted model, not a curated record. Gene Ontology annotation, biological process: defense response to fungus; defense response to bacterium. NCBI's taxonomy places the organism in Eukaryota, Fungi, Basidiomycota, Tremellomycetes, Tremellales, Tremellaceae.